Tetranychus urticae (two-spotted spider mite) is the source of this 1650-nucleotide messenger RNA. RefSeq lists its product as uncharacterized. NCBI's taxonomy places the organism in Eukaryota, Metazoa, Arthropoda, Arachnida, Trombidiformes, Tetranychidae. The record is from RefSeq and is a predicted model, not a curated record.
AUGGAUAAAGUGUCCAUACAUUCAAAGUCAAACACAUCAUUAUCCAUUGAUCCGGCCCUUUACCCAAAAGAUUUGGACCCUUUUGGAGAUGAAGAUGAGUGUGAAAUAAGUGAAACCCCCAAAUCAGUAAGGUCUUCGGUCAUUGAUGAGCAAGCUUAUCCUUCUACUUGCGAUCCUUUUGCUGACGAUGAAGAGGUAACAGAGCAAAGGGAAGUCAAAUCUACACCGAGAAAAGUCAGAGCUUCAUUGAUUCACAAUGAGAAAAACGAUAACUUUUCAGAUGAUAAAUCCAAUGGAGCUAACCUAAAUACUUCAAUUAAUGCUCCCGUGUCAGAUUAUGAUGAAUCGUUGGAUCCAUUUGGUGGUGAUGAGGAUAAUAAUAGUAAAAUAGAUUAUAGGAAAUCUACUGGUUCCGUAAAGGAAACGCAAAAACCGGCAAUUUUAGCUGAUACUAAUUCUGACUCCAAUAUGAAUGAUAAUUUGAGUAUCCAAAGUGAAAUAGAAUCAGCUUCAUCAAGUGAAUUGGCCAGAAGAAGUGGAGAGGAAAGAGAUAGCUAUAGUAAUCAAAAUUCUCCGGUACCAGUUCCACCGAGACGUAAACACCGUAAUGUUUCACCCUCAACCAAAUCAUUAAAUCGAGCAUCAUAUUCAGCUUCAUCACUUGAACGUACGCCAUCGAACGGAAUCUCAAGUCCUAUUAGUCAAAAUCCUAACCGACUGUCAGCCGCCGAAACUGACACCUAUUUAAGCCAUUCCAUCAGUAAUCUAUCUACUCGUUCAACUUCACCAAUAAUCACAGUUCGGUCAUCGCCCAUCAGAUCAAGGAAGAAGAGAAGAGCACCUGAGCCGCCCGGUUUCCCUCCAAGUGGCUCUGCCGCCUCUCCUAUUACUCCCAACUCCAGUCUUGUCCUAGACAACUCUUUAAAUUCUACUAUUGAAUCUAGACAUGAAGCCGCCAACGAAUCCAUAACUGAGCCAUCUACUGAGUCAAAAAUUCAAACCAUUUCGGAACCUAUUUCUAAACCCGACAAUGAACCCACUUCUGAAGAAAUUAAAGAACAGGCUCCCGAUCUCUCUAUUGAAUCUGUUUCUAUAGAGACUAGUGGACAAGCAGAUCCAAACAAUGAUAUACCCACCUCUGAAGAAAUUAAAGAGGCGACUUCUGAACCCAGUGAUGAGCCUGCUUCUAUAGAGACUAUUGGAAAAACAUCUGUACAAAAUGAUGAACCAACCUCCGAAGAAACUAGAGAAAAGACUUCUAAACUCAGCGAUGAAUCUUGCUCUGCAGAAACUAGUGUACAAUCUACUAAGUCAGAUAAUGAUUCCUGUUCAUUAAAGACUAGUGUCAAAUCUGAAACUGAUAAUGAACAACCAUCAGAAGAGAAGGAUGGACAAACCCUCGAAAAUAGUGAUUUGGUUUCUUCUGAAUCUAUUGUAGAGCAAACUCCCGAGUCCAUCUCUAAACCGAACUGUGUACCUGCCUCUGAGUCAACAAAUGAAGAAAUUCAUGGUUCCGAAUCUGUUGUAGAAUCUUCUAAGGAUUCAAAAGACGAAACUUCAAAGGAUGAUGUUAUUAAACCAAAUCUUGACUCAACUAAACCAAAUUCUGAACCCAAAAAUAGCCAAGAAGAUACUCCAAACAGUCUGUGA